GUGAGUGUUGGUCGUUCAAAGGAUCGCAAGGGAAAAUAAAUAUUCAACUUGCCAUGACGAUUAACAUUGAUAAAGUCACGAUGGAGCACAUUCCUAUCAGCGCAUCUCUCACUGGAAAAAUCGAUUCGGCGCCAAAAACAUUCAACAUUUUGGGUGAAAUAGAUGGCAAAUACGUAAUGAUUGAUACAUUUAUGUACGAUAAAAAUGGUCUUCCUUCGCAAACUUUUAUUUUGAAGAAUUCGGAAAUGAAAAAAAUCCCUUUCUUGCGAAUCAUUUUAGAAAUUGUAUCAAAUUGGGGAAAUUCGGAGCAUACGUGCAUUUAUAGAUUCAAGGUUCACGGAAAGUUUUCUGAGACAAACAAUUGA
Molecule: messenger RNA, 365 nt
Organism: Trichogramma pretiosum
Lineage: Eukaryota; Metazoa; Arthropoda; Insecta; Hymenoptera; Trichogrammatidae
Product: SUN domain-containing protein 3-like
Exons: 3
Coding region: 54-365 (103 amino acids)
Biological process (GO): nuclear envelope organization
Cellular component (GO): nuclear envelope
Molecular function (GO): protein-membrane adaptor activity
Source: RefSeq, a predicted model, not a curated record